Messenger RNA from Rhipicephalus sanguineus (brown dog tick), 932 nucleotides. RefSeq lists its product as uncharacterized. The transcript has 2 exons. The record is from RefSeq and is a predicted model, not a curated record. The coding region runs from base 159 to 644 and encodes 161 amino acids. NCBI's taxonomy places the organism in Eukaryota, Metazoa, Arthropoda, Arachnida, Ixodida, Ixodidae.
GGCGCCUCGGCCGCCGAUUAAAUCUCGCCUGCCCCCCCUCGCCGGCCGCGUAUCCCCCUUCGGCCAGGAGGCACGAGCCGAUCUGCGCAGAACGCCCAGCAGCCGCCCUCAGGUGCUGUUGUAUACGAGAAGCGAGAACUCUCACCGAGUCGACCGGCAUGGCUGUUGUACCGCGGACGAUGCACUGGUGCCUCGCCGCCUGCGUUGCGGUGGCCGUUGGACUUGUCCGGGAGGCGUACGCCAUCGAUGACCAUCAGCUAUCUCAAGACCUGUUGGACCUGAAGCUCUUGGGCCUCCGGCUGGAGACGAAGCUGACCAUUCUGGAAGGCUUGGUGAACAAGCUGGGCGCAAACUCCAACAAGUGCAGCCAGGGCGGUCGCACAGGUGGUCCUGACACCGACACCGAAGUCGCCACCAGUGACACGCAGGAACGAAUCUUGCGUGCGCAGCAAGCGAUCAUCGACAUCAGCAACCGCAACACGGUCGAGCUAGAGAACCUGGCGCAGCUCGUCACCACGCAGACGGCCAAGCUGGCCAAUCGUUCCGACGCCAUGCUCGGCCUUCUGAAGUCUUCCGAACUCGUACAUCGGCGGCCACCUCCUCAGGAAACUAUCUCACAGGGCCGCAGGCACCACCAACCUUAGAUAUUACCCCGAUGCUAUGGAUUGACCAGGGGCUUUUGCGUCACGAAUUCCCAAUUCUUUUUUUUUUUUCCACGUGAACGCUUUGAAAGGAACGGUGCGCAAUAAACGAAGGUCGCGAAUGUUACGGCGCCCGUCAGUUCUUUGUGCACUGUUGGCAUGGUCGUAAAUGAGACAGUGUCAUCGAUCGGAGACGUACUACGUCACAUCGCCACGCAGCGUGGCCUGUACAGUAGUGAACGAGAACCAUUACUUGUAUGCGUGUGAUUUGUAGGAGAUAAAAUUUCCCUC